UAUAAGAUCCGGACAAGAUAUGUUUUUCUGCAUCAAUAUCUGUUACCUACCUCCUACUGUAAAACUCUCUCGAUCGGCUUCUUGUAUCUGAUCGGUUUACUCUUUGAAGUUUAUUGGUUGUUAGGAAGAUUUUUUUUUUUUUUUUUUUCUUUUGGAAGGAGCAGGAAGAGAUGUUGAGUAUAUUCAACAAAGGUUUGGUUCAGCCACCUCAGGAGCUGAAUAGCCCGGCGCCACUGAAUUCUUCUGUGAAGCCGGCCAAGCUUUCACCAGAGAUUUUGAAGGACUUCGUUUCUCAAUCUGGCAAUGCCUUCUCAAUAAGCUUUGAAAAUGCGACUUCUUUUGCUUAUGUUCCACCCGAGAAACCAUAUUCCAUUCAUCAGAGAUUGUUCUGUGCUAUGGAUGAAAUAUACUGCAUUUUCUUGGGGAGCCUAAACAAUCUGUGCAGCCUCAUCAAGCAAUACGGCCUAUCAAAGGGCACAAACGAGGCCAUGUUCGUGAUGGAGGCCUAUAAGACUCUCCGUGACCGAGGUCCAUACCCAGCCGAUCAGGUCCUCAAAGAUCUUGAUGGAAGCUUUGGAUUUGUGAUCUACGAUAACAAGGCAAAAACAGUCUUUGCUGCACUGGGUGCAAAUGAAGAAAUUAGGCUCUUCUGGGGUAUUUCAGCUGAUGGGUCUGUGGUGAUUUCUGACAAGUUAGAGGUCAUAAAAGCAAGCUGUGCUAAAUCAUUUGCACCAUUCCCUACUGGGUGCAUGUUCCACAGCGAGCAUGGGUUGAUGAGCUUCGAGCACCCAAGAAUGAAAAUCAAAGCAAUGCCUAGGAUUGACAGUGAGGGGGUCAUGUGUGGGGCCGACUUCAAGGUUGAUGUUCAAUCAAGGAUUCACAGCAUGCCCCGUGUUGGAAGCGAAGCCAACUGGGCAAUAUGGGGCUCUCACAAUUCUGACGAGAUUUUUAGGACAGGAUAAUAACGUGAAGAAAUCAAUCCACAGUUCCACCUGUUUUAUUUUCCUAGUUAAUUCGCGUUUGUAUGUACAUUUGUCUAUCUUGGCGAGUUGCAGUGACCUGCAAUUCUUUUAUAUGGAUAAAAGAAUGUUUUAGAUA
This is a messenger RNA of Juglans microcarpa x Juglans regia, 1098 nucleotides long. RefSeq names its product stem-specific protein TSJT1-like. The transcript has 4 exons. The coding region runs from base 171 to 962 and encodes 263 amino acids. The record is from RefSeq and is a predicted model, not a curated record. NCBI's taxonomy places the organism in Eukaryota, Viridiplantae, Streptophyta, Magnoliopsida, Fagales, Juglandaceae.